AUGGCACCGACAGAUCAAAAAAUGAAAAAUAAGAAAUUUACAGCGAAACAGGGCAACUGGAAAAAAUCUCAAACUAACGCACAGGGUGUCAAGAAGAGGAAGUGGGUCCCCGAGCACAAAGUAUUCGAAGGAAAUCUUAAAGAAGGUCAAGGAUUUGCUUUUAAGAGGAAGGAGAAAGUCAAACAUGAGUACAACAAGCUGCUGCGGAAGGAGAGGAAGAAGAACCCAGUGUCCAAAUCGCUCUACAAGGAGGAAUACCCAGAGCACCUCAGGCAUCUGUACAUGGCCGAGGCAGAGAAGCUGAGGAACGAGGCCUGGGCCCACAGGAUGAACAGGAGUAAGCUGAGGAUGAAAGGGAAGGAGAGGGGAGAAGAAAGAGGGGAAGAUGAAGAUGAAGAUGAUGAUGAUGAGGCUGCUGCUGCACUCCAGAGUGAAGCUGCUGAUCCAGAUCCAGAGGUGACUGGUGGAUCUGAGCUGACUGAUUCUGUCACGGAGAACCCAGACGUAACAUCAGCCACAGAUAAAGAAAGUCUUCCAAUGAGCAACCGGAUGAAGAAGAAGCUGCUGAAGAAGACGUCGUAUCAGAGGACAAAAGAGGAAUUUGAGUUGAUCAAAGAGAAACGGAGAAAAAAGAAAGAGGAGUUCCUGAAGAGCAAGAAGCAAAGAGAGGAAGCCAUUGAGAAGUACAAGCAGAAAAAGUUGGAGACGUUUCAGAUGCUUAGCAAGAAGACGAGGAAGGGACAGCCCAACCUGAACCUCCAGAUGGAGUAUUUGCUCCAAAAGAUCCAAGGAACCGGGAAAUGACACCCGAAUCAGAAAGAGACUGGACUUAUUUGACUGUUUUUAAGAAAGAAAAAAAAACACAGGACGAUCAGGACUACAGAGAAAUGCUCUUUUCCAUGGUGUUUUGUUUUUUUUUUUAAUUCCUUUUGCUAAGUAUUUUGUCUAUGUAAAUCUAAUACUGUGCCCCGUUUUAAUCUCACACCACAAGAUGGCAUUGUAAGAUAUGAAGAGACUGGAAAAUAUGCUCAUGUAAGACAUUUUGACCAAUAAAUGAAAGAGUUCCCUUCAA
Acanthopagrus latus (yellowfin seabream) is the source of this 1072-nucleotide messenger RNA. It is a transcript of the gene ccdc59, whose product is annotated as coiled-coil domain containing 59. NCBI's taxonomy places the organism in Eukaryota, Metazoa, Chordata, Actinopteri, Spariformes, Sparidae. The transcript has 4 exons. Gene Ontology annotation, cellular component: nucleus. The record is from RefSeq and is a predicted model, not a curated record. Bases 1 to 804 code for a protein of 267 amino acids.